AUGUUACUAACACUCGGCACACACUGCAUACCGCUAGCCGGUUCCGGUUUGCGUGCGGUGGUACCGGAACUGCUGUUACGCGCCACGUACCAUCGCUCGCUGUACCGACUGUCCGGUAGCUGGAUCGGUCGUGGUGUGCGUAAUCUACCCGGCACAUCGGCGAGUUGCUCGUACGAUGUUCCGGACCGGGCCGACGGACGGAAGCAUACAACCGGCCGGCUUGUUUCUGCGCCAGCCACCAACUACCAGCGGCGCUACACGUCCAACCUGAAGAAGAAGCAACCCCGCGUAAUCGCCGUCAAAUCGGUCGAAGGGUCGGAACUGUUGCAGAACGUGCUGCAAAAGAACAAACAGCUGCUGCAGGAGAAGCGUGACGUGCUGGUGCGGGAUAUACGCGAGCGCAAGGACAAGGUGAAGGAGCGCGUCGAGGAGGUGAUCGAGCGGGAAAAUGUUGCUACCGUACCGAACCUGCUGUGCAUCGGGCGUAUCGUUGCUUCGCCCUACCUUGGCUACGUGAUCGUGCAGGGUGAAUUCCGGCUCGCGAUGGGUAUGCUCAUCGUGGCCGGUUUGACCGACCUUGCCGAUGGGCUGAUUGCGCGGCAUUGGCCCAGCCAGGCCAGCCGACUCGGUUCCUUUCUCGAUCCGAUGGCGGACAAGGUGCUGGUCGGAUCGCUCGUCGUUGCGAUGUGCUACAUCGAUCUCCUGCCCCUCUGGCUUACCGCCAUGAUACUCUUCCGCGACGUGUUUCUGAUCGGGGCCGGAUUUGUCAUCCGCUACAUCAGCCUCCCGCAACCGCGCACCCUUUCGCGGUACUUUGACGUCACGCACGCUACCGCCCAGCUCGCGCCUACGUUUGUCAGCAAGCUCAACACUGCCGUACAGCUGGUCACCGUUGCUGCCACGCUAGGUGCACCGAUCUUCAGCUACGUUGACCAUCCGUACCUGCACGGGUUGUGGUAUCUGACCGGGUUUACCACCGUGGCAGCCGCCGUUAGCUACCUCACCAGCAAGGACACGUACCAAAUAUUGCGCAAAAAAUCGUAGUCGCG
Molecule: messenger RNA, 1049 nt
Organism: Anopheles maculipalpis
Lineage: Eukaryota; Metazoa; Arthropoda; Insecta; Diptera; Culicidae
Gene: CLS
Product: probable cardiolipin synthase (CMP-forming)
Exons: 2
Coding region: 1-1044 (347 amino acids)
Biological process (GO): cardiolipin biosynthetic process
Cellular component (GO): membrane; mitochondrion
Molecular function (GO): cardiolipin synthase activity
Source: RefSeq, a predicted model, not a curated record